This is a messenger RNA of Ruditapes philippinarum (Manila clam), 514 nucleotides long. RefSeq names its product plexin-A1-like. Lineage: Eukaryota; Metazoa; Mollusca; Bivalvia; Venerida; Veneridae. The record is from RefSeq and is a predicted model, not a curated record. Gene Ontology annotation, cellular component: semaphorin receptor complex. Gene Ontology annotation, biological process: regulation of cell migration; semaphorin-plexin signaling pathway involved in axon guidance. Bases 77 to 496 code for a protein of 139 amino acids. The transcript is spliced from 5 exons. Gene Ontology annotation, molecular function: semaphorin receptor activity.
AUCAAAGCCUACUGAACAGGUUCAACAAGCUUUGGAUUCGUUUAAAGGUUUAUUACGUAAUAGACAGUUUCUUCUCAUGUUGAUUAAAACACUGGAGAAAGAGCAAUCUUUUACAAUAAAUGACAAGUCAAAUGUUGCCACAAUACUGAUGAUUCUUAAUCACGACAACAUGGAAUAUGUGACUGGAAUACUAACAACACUGCUAGAUGACCUGAUUGACAAGAACAUUGCAUCAGGUACACCGAAACUUCUCCUCAGAAGAUCAGAAUGUGUGGCCGAGAAACUCCUCACCCAUUGGUUGUCAAUCUGUUUGUACCAUUACCUUAAAGAGUGUUCUGGAUCAGCCUUGUAUAUACUUUACAAAGCAAUUAAAAUUCAGACCGAGAAAGGACCGAUGGACUACAUUACAAACUGUGGGAAAUAUACGCUUUCGGAGGAUAAACUGAUCACAUCGGCCGAUACCGAGAUCAAUCCAGUCACUCUGGUAACGUUUUAAAACUUUAAUCGGUGGUCA